Ipomoea nil (Japanese morning glory) is the source of this 660-nucleotide messenger RNA. RefSeq lists its product as uncharacterized. Gene Ontology annotation, biological process: DNA repair; telomere maintenance. The coding region runs from base 1 to 660 and encodes 219 amino acids. Lineage: Eukaryota; Viridiplantae; Streptophyta; Magnoliopsida; Solanales; Convolvulaceae. The transcript is spliced from 2 exons. The record is from RefSeq and is a predicted model, not a curated record. Gene Ontology annotation, molecular function: DNA helicase activity.
AUGGCUUUUAUUGGUAAAAUCAACCUAUGGGAUAGUUGCAAAGUUUUAAGGUUGACUAAAAACCUCAGGCUAAGUUCGGUACACAACGGUGUGAACCGGCAGGCAUUACAAGAGUUUGCUAACUGGAUUGCCAAUAUCGGCGAUGGAAAGCUGGGUGAGCGGAAUGAUGGAUUCGCAGAGGUUGAAAUACCAAAUCACAUGUUAGUAUCAUCCGGGAGGGACGACAUUAAAGCAAUUGUGGACAGUACAUUUCUAAUGUUUGCAAAUGGAAAUACUGACUCCGAGCAUCUGAUAGGUCGUGCUAUACUAGCACCAACGCUCGACGUGGUCAACGCAGUUAAUGAAUAUAUGACUGAGUUGCAUAAUGUCGAAAGCAGGUCAUACUAUAGUUCAGACGCAGUAUGCAAAGCCGAUGGCGAUAAUGGUAUACUUGGAGAUGUACACACACCAGAAUUUCUAAACAGCAUUCGGGUGUCAGGUCUAUCAAAUCAUACACUGAAUUUGAAAAUCGGCUCACCAGUAAUGUUAAUGAGAAAUAUUGACCAUUCUCUUGGGUUGUGCAAUGGAACUCGGUUGAUAAUCACAAAGUUAGCAGACCAUGUUAUUGAAGGCGAGCUUCUCACUGGUCCCAGCAAAGGUACAAAAGUGCUAAUCUCCUGA